Molecule: messenger RNA, 1486 nt
Organism: Callorhinchus milii (elephant shark)
Lineage: Eukaryota; Metazoa; Chordata; Chondrichthyes; Chimaeriformes; Callorhinchidae
Product: keratinocyte-associated protein 3
Exons: 6
Coding region: 216-887 (223 amino acids)
Source: RefSeq, a predicted model, not a curated record
CAGGCAGGACUGAAGGGGUUAACAGAAACACCCAGGCGGAGUUUGAGGUUUGACUGCAUUCCCUGGGUUUCAACGUGUCUGUGAAGCUCUCACCCACUCCUUUUCGGGUUUUAAUCCAUUUGUGAAGUAAGAACGUGGAGGUAAAAAAAAAAUAAUCAUCGGUGGUCGAAACGAGGAGGAAGAUGCCAGGGACCUGUGGCACUUUGUGAAACAAGAUGUGCAAAAUAGAGAACCUGAUGGAUGGAAAGCAGCUGAUGAAAACGGGCAUCACCUUAAUUGUGAUCGGUCAUUUGAAUUUCAUUCUGGGUUCCAUUGUCCACGGCACUGUCCUGCGUCACGUCACUGUGCCCGGAGACGGCAUCUUAGUCGAAUAUUCCGUCACCACUAUCAUGUCUGUCAUCUCAGGAAUCGUGAGUAUUUCCACCGGAAUUAUAGUAAUUGUGCUGUCCAGAGAUCUGUCUAACACAAGACUGCAAUAUGUUGUGUUUGCGAGCAGCAUGUCUAAUUGCCUGAUCUCUCUGGCCUGUAUGCUGGGGCUAGCAGUGUCCGUGAUCAUAACCAUAAUAAAUGGCGGAAGGACAUUACUUGCAGUCUGUGGCCUCGGCUCCACCAAGGAUAUUUUACAAGUGACAAAUGAAUGUCCGUUUGACCCUACAAGAAUUUACGAUACUGCCCUCGCCAUGUGGAUUCCAUCUCUCAUACUAUCUGGCGUCGAGGUCUUUCUGUCCAUUAGAUGUUUUUUGGUGGCUCUAAACUUGCUGGGAAGCGUUAAGCGUCGUCGUAAGAACGUCAGGAAACUGGUUAGAGUGAAUCCACUGGAGGACAUUCAGGAGGUGGAUGAAGGCAAUGAACUUCUUGAGCCAACGGCAGUGAGGUUCUGGGUGUGACUGUGAUCUCAGCCUACUUUGCCUCAAGAUACAACUGUGGAAAAAACACACACUCUCCUGACAAGUACUAGGAGACGUUUGCAGGGUUUGUGGGCUCUCCACACAAACUGAUCCAAACCCAAGUGAAGAGACAUUCAUGUGUGUGUGUGUGUGUGUGCUUUGUUGUGAAAAAAAACUCCUGACCCAACGUGAACAGCUUCAAGAGGAUCUCUUUUAAACCUGAAGACUUUGCUGCGGAUUUCGCGCCUUCAUGACUGGGAAAUGAUGUCCUUUUCCCAACCACAGGAACAACGUACACAAGCAACUCUUUGGAACCUCGUGAACUACAUGCCACAUUGCUGGCGAACUCAAAAGAACUUCAGGGAAUUAUAACGUGCAGGAAAUACUAACGUGCAGAUCGAACAAGACUUCUAAAGUGUCCAAAAAUAUUGUGUUAUUUUUUUAAAAAAAAAACUGUCCACACUAUCCUGGAUGUUCCGAAUAUCCAGUGUAUCCCGUGAAGCGCAUUUCUGGAAACAUCCUUCCAACCUGAGAGGCACUACGUCAAACAUAGAGGGUUUAUUGUUAUUCUUUUAAAAUUAUUUUUGUUGAAAAUGGCA